Messenger RNA from Cricetulus griseus (Chinese hamster), 2335 nucleotides. Lineage: Eukaryota; Metazoa; Chordata; Mammalia; Rodentia; Cricetidae. The record is from RefSeq and is a predicted model, not a curated record.
AAUGGGAAAGUCUUCGACGUGACCAAAGGCAGCAAGUUCUACGGUCCCGCGGGCCCAUAUGGGAUCUUUGCUGGCAGGGAUGCCUCCAGGGGGCUGGCGACAUUCUGCCUGGAUAAGGAUGCACUUAGAGAUGAGUAUGAUGACCUCUCAGAUUUGAAUGCCGUGCAAAUGGAGAGUGUUCGAGAAUGGGAAAUGCAGUUUAAAGAAAAAUAUGAUUAUGUAGGCAGACUCCUAAAGCCAGGGGAAGAACCAUCAGAGUACACAGAUGAGGAGGACACCAAGGAUCACAGUAAACAGGAUUGAACUUUGUGAACAACCAAAGCCAGGGGCCUUCAGAACUGCAACUCUCACUCCUUUCAGAGAAUGUCCAGUCUUUGGGUGUGGUGCACCUGCUGUGAGAAACACUUCACCAGAGUGUACACUAUGAUGUGCUUCACUGUGAAGAUCUGAAUAUGAGGCAUUCAUUAUUUGCGCUGCCGGAUGGAUCUGUUGCAGUUGUUUGUAAUGUCUGGUGGGCUUCAUCAUCCUGAAAAGGAGACAGGGCCUUCUUAACUGCAAGAAAGUCACCAGGUUAUUUUUACCCCCUCACCUCCCUCUCUCCUUUCUCUUCCUUCUUUCUUCCCUCUUUUCUUUUCCUCCUUCCUCUCUCUGCCUUCCUGUUCCCCACCCCUUCAAUAUCUCUCUUUUAAAACAAAACAAAAAAGUAUCAAAGACAACCAGAUAGGUAUUUGCUACUCAAGUGUACAGAUCUCUGGAAACAGCAAGGGAUCCUGUUUCACAGGCUGUUUUAUUUGUGUUAAGGGAAGAACCCUGGGCAGGGGAUUGGCGGUUACACAUUCGUUUAAGAAGUCAGGCUACUGAAAAAUUAAAGGUGAAUUCCCAAACUUUUUUUUUUUCUGGGCUUCGUCAGGGAAGAGGGAAAAAAAAGUUUCCUUCUAAGAAAGAUUUGGAAAUUAGAGGGACUUCCAGUGGCUUGAAGUCAGCAAUUUCCCAGCUAAGAUCAUUUGAAAUCAGUUUUAUUUCCUUCCCUUCCUUCCGCUAGGUCAAAUCAAUAUUAAUUGUGCCUUAUUUCACUUCCAUAAACUUGAAUUAUUUUUAGGAAAAGCCCCUCUGUGAAUUCAGAAGUCACUACAAGCAGCAUUGAGACUGAGGUUGAUGUCAUUCUGUAUGUAGAAUGUAAGAGGAAUACUCAGUGUUAACUGCCAUGUGUUAAUACACAAACAUAGCUAGCAUUGUGAUGGCCAAAUGCAUCCCCUAUGCUUUUUUCUUUUCCAAGAAAAAUUGAAAAAUCAACAGCUUCCCCAACAGCUGCCUAAUUUUAGGAGUCUGACCCUCACAUGUCACUGGUGUGGGUGCGUGGGGCCGUGGUAUGAAUGUCUGUGUGGGUGAGUCUGAUGUGUGUGAGAGCACCUUGGGAGGGACUCUUUCUGCGAUGCUGUAAAUACGAGUACCGUUUUAAUAAAGCAUGUACAAUAAACCAAAUAAGCUCGAGUUGGACUCUAAAUGUAAAUGCAGAGUGGUGAGCCAGUGUGUCAUAUACUACUAAGACUGCAUUUGAUUCAGGAUGAGGAAAAAACUCUUGGAAAUGAAAAUCAGACACUGGUUAGCCAAGCUGUAUAUGUACCAUGUUCAAUGUAACUUCUGAAGCAAUUCCACCCUGGUGGAACACUCCCAAUGUGGGAUCAUUCAGGUAAGAAGUGGUGUAUUACAGUGUACAUAUUUGUACUUAGGCUUUGAGCCGCUGGUUAUGCUAGAAGCACUAGCCUUCCAAGCAGUAGCUGACAAACAAGCAGUAUUACUGAUAGCUGUUAAAUCCCUUCAUUGUUAGUUGGGAAAGUUCUACUUCAGAGCCUGCUUAGUUCACAUUUUGGCUUCAUCUUGAUAGAUUCUUGGUCAGGGACAAGUUGCUCCCACAUAGGAAAGCCCAAAAUGGGUGACAUGAAAAGACUUGUGCCUGUUGGGUGUGUUAUAAAGAAACCAUCAAGAUGGCGUGCCUGGUAAGCAGAAGAGUGCAAAAUGCUACACUCCUAUGCAGUCCUGGAAUAUUCUCUAGAAAAGUGUGGUUGUCACCAGAUUCUGGCUGAAGAGCUCAUGUGAUGACUAAAGACUGUGGAUAAAUGGUUUCUUUUUUAUGUAAAAUAUUUUCUAAUAAAUUGUUAAAGUAUAUAUCCUCUGAUGUAGUAAACUGGUGUAUCUGAACCAUUGGACCUGAAGGUUGAUACUCUGCAUCUGUGAGAAGCCUCAGGCAUUCAUGCAGUAAAAACAAUGUGUUUUGUUUUUUAAAAGGAAGUGGUUUUGUGUUUUGGACUUGAAAUAAACUGUGUUCUAUAGAUAA